This is a messenger RNA of Monascus purpureus, 1172 nucleotides long. Lineage: Eukaryota; Fungi; Ascomycota; Eurotiomycetes; Eurotiales; Aspergillaceae. The record is from the annotation of a GenBank genome assembly.
CUUCAGCCAAAGUUCGACCACAGACUCGUCUCGCUUUCACUUCCUCAUCAUCUUUGUGCGAUACUUGUCAUCUUCUUCAGCUUACUUACGCCUUCAUUCAUUUUUUCUUUUCCCUCCCUCUUUUUCCUUGCCUAGUCUCCUUCAUAAUGGCCUCCGUUCGUCCCUCCUCGCCUUUGACCUCCGGCGCAGAGUCUGGACCAGAAUCCAAGUCCCCUGCUGGCCCCGGCGCUUCUUCCGGCUCUGCCUCAUCGGUCGUCCGUCCUUCUUCGCCAGCACCGCCCGGUGGUCCUCGGGCUGCGUUGCGCCGUCGCGCGGCCGCCGACCAUAAGGAGUCUCUGCGGAAUGCUAGGCCAAGCUCUACUCGUGCGGCGGGCGCUGGCGGUUCCUCGGGUACGAUGCUCAAGCUUUACACGGAUGAGAGCCCGGGCUUGAAGGUUGACCCUGUCGUCGUGCUGGUUCUCAGUCUCGGAUUCAUUUUUUCCGUUGUCGGGCUGCAUGUGAUUGCCAAGAUUACUCGCAAAUUCUCCUCGUGAAGAAUGUCUACACGUCAUUUCACCUAGUUCCAAAUAUUUCGUGGCCGGUAGGAAGGGGUGGAAAUGUCAUAAAUUAUCUGGUAAAUUUCAAUUGGUAUUCAUGAAUACGCGGAGUCUCGAGCACGGUGUCAAAACUACCAACGCGAUCGUCCUACUUUUAUACCCUCUUCAUUCUCUUUGAUACAGCCUUUUUACUCCUUUCCUUUUCCGUUGGUGCAAACUUCUAUUCCGCUUCAAUUUGACGCUUCCUUCGCGACGACUGCGAUCCCAUCUGCAGGAUACGGAUUCUCUCUCUUAUUUUUAUAGACCCUCGAUUGUGUGGACCAAUCAUGCCAAGAGAGCAUGUUGUGCCGCCCCGCGCAUUGCAAUGCUUGGUCAUUGAUUGUGGCUUUUGAGUGCCAAGGCCGUUGGCUUGGGCACCGCCUGCUGGGGAAAUGGUUGCGAUGCAGAGAAAAUGCAUGUGUACAAUAGCCUGUGUUUUAGUUGUUCUGUUGCGAAAUAGCAUGGUUAUAACUCAUGGCGUUGUGAGUGUAAGUAUAUCUGUAGAGGGAUCAAGCAGCAUAGAAUCAAUCCAACGUCGCAACUCUUUGUGCUGAACAUGCUGGCCAGGCAGGGUAGAAUAAUAUGAAGUCCCGGAAG